Panicum virgatum (switchgrass) is the source of this 583-nucleotide messenger RNA. RefSeq names its product photosystem II 5 kDa protein, chloroplastic-like. NCBI's taxonomy places the organism in Eukaryota, Viridiplantae, Streptophyta, Magnoliopsida, Poales, Poaceae. Bases 87 to 416 code for a protein of 109 amino acids. The transcript has a single exon. The record is from RefSeq and is a predicted model, not a curated record.
GCCAAAACCUCCCCACGCAGCCCGAGCCAUCCACGUCCGCACCGCACCAGCAGCUAGCAGCAGCGGCCGACGACGACUCGCUACCGAUGGCGUCGCUCACCAUGAUGGCGCCCUCCUUCGCGGCCGUGGCGGCGGCCGCGCCCUCCCGCCGCGGCAGCCUCGCCGUGGCCAGGGCCGCCAAGGUCGAGCGCUGCCAGCAGCAGCAGGAGCCGGCGAGGCUGGCGGCGACCGCCGCCGAGGCGGCACCCGCCGAGGGGCGCCGCGCCGUGAUGAUCGCGGCGGCGGCGGCGGCCGUCGCGGCCGUCGGCGGCGCUGGCGCCGCCAUGGCGGACCCCAAGAACGGGAGCCCCGAGGCGAAGAAGAAGUACGCGCCCAUCUGCAUCACCAUGCCCACCGCCAAGGUCUGCCACAACUGAGGCCGAGCGCGCUAGCUGCUGGUACAUAACACGCGCGCACGGUUCGUCUCUCAUGUUGAUGAUUCUUCGAGCUUAGUGAGACGGCUUGCAUGGCCCGGUCGCCAUGGACGGUCUCAAAGUUGUAAUGUUAUUGCAAAUUCGAAGAUAAAACCGUUCCUGCUUCGUUA